Messenger RNA from Dipodomys spectabilis (banner-tailed kangaroo rat), 4318 nucleotides. It is a transcript of the gene Atp8a1, whose product is annotated as ATPase phospholipid transporting 8A1. Gene Ontology annotation, cellular component: plasma membrane. The record is from RefSeq and is a predicted model, not a curated record. Gene Ontology annotation, molecular function: ATPase-coupled intramembrane lipid carrier activity; ATP binding; ATP hydrolysis activity. The coding region runs from base 148 to 3597 and encodes 1149 amino acids. The transcript has 36 exons. NCBI's taxonomy places the organism in Eukaryota, Metazoa, Chordata, Mammalia, Rodentia, Heteromyidae. Gene Ontology annotation, biological process: phospholipid translocation.
GCUGCCCCGGGUGGGCGGCGGGCGGGGCCCGGGCGGCGGCUGAGCCCUCGGUGCGGGGCGCAGCCAGGUCCCCGAGCCCGCGCGGCGGCGUCGGCGGCGUGACAGGUGCAGAGUCCCCGCCGAGAGCCCCCAGCGGCCGCGGCGGCGAUGCCCACCAUGCGGAGGACCGUGUCGGAGAUCCGCUCCCGCGCGGAGGGUUAUGAGAAGACUGAUGAUGUUUCAGAGAAGACCUCAUUGGCUGAUCAGGAGGAAGUUAGGACUAUAUUCAUCAACCAACCUCAGCUGACAAAGUUCUGCAAUAACCAUGUCAGCACUGCAAAGUACAACAUAAUCACAUUCCUUCCGAGAUUUCUCUACUCUCAGUUCAGAAGAGCUGCUAAUUCAUUUUUUCUCUUUAUUGCACUGCUUCAGCAAAUACCUGAUGUGUCACCAACAGGUCGUUAUACAACACUGGUUCCUCUCUUAUUUAUUUUAGCUGUGGCAGCUGUUAAAGAGAUAAUAGAAGAUAUUAAACGCCAUAAAGCUGAUAAUGCUGUGAACAAGAAGCAGACACAAGUUUUGAGAAAUGGCGCUUGGGAAAUUGUUCACUGGGAAAAGGUAAAUGUUGGAGAUAUAGUUAUAAUAAAAGGCAAAGAGUAUAUACCUGCUGACACUGUACUUCUCUCAUCAAGUGAGCCCCAGGCCAUGUGCUACAUUGAGACAUCCAACUUAGAUGGUGAAACUAACUUGAAAAUUAGACAGGGCUUACCAGCAACCUCGGAUAUCAAAGACAUUGACAAUUUGAUGAGAAUUUCUGGCAGAAUUGAAUGUGAAAGCCCAAACAGACAUCUCUACGAUUUUGUUGGAAAUAUAAGGCUUGAUGGACAUGGCACCGUUCCCUUGGGAGCAGAUCAGAUUCUUCUUCGAGGUGCUCAGCUGAGAAAUACUCAGUGGGUUCAUGGAAUAGUUGUCUACACUGGACAUGAUACCAAGCUGAUGCAGAAUUCAACAAGUCCACCGCUUAAGCUCUCCAAUGUGGAAAGGAUCACAAAUGUACAGAUUUUGAUUUUAUUUUGUAUCUUAAUUGCUAUGUCUCUUGUCUGCUCUGUGGGCUCAGCCAUUUGGAAUCGGAGGCAUUCGGGAAAAGACUGGUAUCUCAAUCUAAACUAUGGUGGCGCUAAUAAUUUUGGCCUGAAUUUCUUGACUUUCAUUAUCCUUUUCAACAACCUCAUUCCAAUCAGCUUGUUGGUUACAUUAGAAGUGGUGAAAUUUACUCAGGCAUACUUCAUUAAUUGGGAUCUUGACAUGCACUAUGAACCCACAGACACUGCUGCUAUGGCUCGAACAUCUAAUCUGAAUGAGGAACUUGGCCAGGUUAAAUACAUAUUUUCUGACAAAACUGGUACCCUGACAUGCAAUGUAAUGCAGUUUAAGAAAUGCACCAUAGCAGGCAUUGCUUAUGGGCAGAGCCCACAGACUGCAGAUGAGAAGACAUUCAGUGAUUCGUCAUUGCUGGAAAACCUCCAAAAUAAUCAUCCAACCGCACCUAUCAUAUGUGAAUUUCUUACCAUGAUGGCAAUCUGCCACACAGCAGUACCAGAACGAGAGGGUGAAAAGAUCAUCUAUCAAGCAGCAUCUCCAGAUGAGGGAGCACUGGUCAGAGCCGCCAAGCAGCUGAACUUCGUCUUCACUGGAAGAACACCUGAUUCGGUCAUCAUCGAUUCACUGGGGCAGGAAGAACGAUACGAAUUACUCAACGUCCUGGAGUUCACCAGUGCUAGAAAGCGAAUGUCAGUGAUUGUCCGCACUCCAUCUGGGAAGUUAAGACUCUAUUGCAAAGGAGCUGACACUGUAAUUUAUGAGCGACUUGCAGAGACUUCAAAAUACAAGGAAAUCACCUUAAAGCAUUUAGAACAGUUUGCUACAGAAGGGCUAAGAACUUUGUGUUUUGCUGUGGCUGAGAUUUCAGAGAGUGACUUCCAAGAAUGGCGAGCUGUGUACCACCGAGCAUCCACAUCUGUGCAGAACAGGCUGCUAAAGCUGGAGGAAAGCUACGAGCUCAUUGAAAAGAAUCUGCAGCUACUUGGAGCUACAGCCAUUGAAGAUAAAUUACAAGAUCAAGUACCUGAAACCAUAGAGACACUAAUGAAAGCGGGCAUCAAAAUCUGGAUCCUUACAGGGGACAAGCAAGAAACUGCCAUUAACAUAGGGCAUUCCUGCAAACUGCUGAGGAAGAACAUGGGAAUGAUCGUCAUCAAUGAAGGCUCCCUUGAUGGAACGAGGGAAACUCUGAGCCGGCACUGUACCACCCUUGGGGAUGCUCUUCGGAAGGAGAACGACUUUGCUCUCAUCAUUGAUGGAAAGACCCUCAAGUAUGCCUUAACCUUUGGAGUCCAGCAGUAUUUCCUGGAUUUAGCUCUCUCAUGCAAAGCUGUCAUUUGCUGCAGGGUUUCUCCUCUUCAAAAAUCUGAAGUCGUGGAGAUGGUUAAGAAGCAAGUCAAUGUGAUAACUCUUGCAAUUGGAGAUGGCGCCAAUGACGUCAGCAUGAUUCAAACGGCCCAUGUGGGUGUGGGAAUAAGUGGCAAUGAAGGCUUGCAAGCAGCCAAUUCUUCGGAUUAUUCCAUAGCCCAGUUCAAGUAUUUGAAGAAUUUGUUGAUGGUUCAUGGUGCCUGGAACUAUAACAGAGUCUCUAAGUGUAUUCUGUAUUGCUUCUACAAGAACAUAGUCCUCUACAUCAUUGAGAUCUGGUUUGCCUUUGUCAAUGGCUUUUCUGGACAGAUCCUCUUUGAAAGAUGGUGUAUAGGUCUUUAUAAUGUGAUGUUUACGGCUAUGCCUCCUUUAACUCUUGGAAUAUUUGAGAGAUCAUGCCGAAAAGAGAAUAUGCUGAAGUAUCCUGAACUAUACAAAACAUCUCAGAAUGCUCUGGACUUCAACACCAAGGUUUUCUGGGUUCAUUGUUUAAAUGGCCUCUUCCACUCAGUUAUUCUAUUUUGGUUUCCACUAAAAGCCCUGCAGUAUGGUACUGUGUUUGGAAAUGGGAAAACAUCUGACUACCUGCUUCUGGGAAACUUUGUGUACACUUUUGUAGUGAUAACUGUGUGCUUGAAAGCUGGAUUGGAAACUUCAUAUUGGACAUGGUUCAGCCACAUAGCAAUAUGGGGCAGCAUUGCGCUCUGGGUGGUGUUUUUCGGAAUCUACUCAUCUCUGUGGCCUGCUGUUCCCAUGGCUCCCGAUAUGUCUGGAGAGGCAGCCAUGUUGUUCAGCUCUGGAGUCUUCUGGAUGGGCUUGUUCUUCAUCCCUGUGGCGUCCUUGCUCCUGGAUGUAGCCUACAAAGUCAUCAAGAGGACUGCUUUUAAAACAUUAGUAGAUGAAGUUCAGGAGCUUGAGGCAAAAUCUGAAGACCCUGGAGCAGUCGUACUUGGGAAAAGCCUCACGGAGAGGGCACAGCUGCUCAAGAAUGUCUUUAAGAAGAACCAUGUGAACUUGUACCGAUCGGAAUCCUUGCAACAAAACCUGCUCCACGGAUAUGCUUUCUCCCAAGAUGAAAAUGGAAUUGUUUCACAGUCUGAGGUAAUUAGAGCCUAUGAUACCACGAAACAGAGGCCUGAUGAGUGGUGAUGGGUCAAGGGCUGAGAAGCAGGCCCUACUGCAUCUCUAAGGAGAGCUCCCACAAGCUGAGGUCAUCACCACAAUCUGCUGACCAGUUCUACUCUGGUCCCCGGAGAGCAAAGGUGGAUCUGAGCUCAUCUCAUGGAUGGACCUUCAGAUUCAUGUACAUCAUAGACAUAAGCACUGUGCAACUACUGUAACACCAUCUCUCACAGAUUUUUUUAAGUGUUUGCUAAGGUGUGUGAACAGAAAUUGAAAAUGACCUUGGUACUUUGCCCAGUAUUCUCUCCGGCUGAGGACAGGUCAGUGCUCUCAAGCCAUGGCUCUGGAUCUGUAACUUAAUUUCUUGGUGAUACCACAAGGCAACCAUCCUUAAAAGAAAAAUUCUAAAAUGGUAUUAAGUUAAAGGGACUCUUGAUAUCCAGACUUCGCUUUCAGGUCAUGCUGAAACAAACCAGCUUUCUUAAGGAACUGACUCACUUUACUGAACAUUUCUAAACAAGGCAUUAAUACAUGUUUGUGUCAAAAAUUGUCUUGCUAUAUGUUUGCCAAAGAAGUUCAGUAAGUGGAUUUCUCAUCAGUAGUCAUUUGCCCAGAAAUUUAAGAGAAAGUUGACUCCAGUGCUGCUAUGAGAUCUGCAUGCUUGACUUUUCAAAUGUGAGAGUGAUUUGCAAAAAAUGAAUUCUUUCCAGGCAUUUGCUACUAAAAUUUGUGAUGUGGCACCUUUCAA